GACAAUGCAUCUCCUCGGAACCACCUCUGGGAAGAUGAAGCUCCYAGCAGUGCAGUUUGGAACCUGCCUGUUUUAAAGAAACCUGGAAAUUUCUGYCUGUAUUUGCCUACUCCAGCAGAAAGCAGAGGACAAUGAGUUAUUUUUAUUUUUUGCAUAUUUUCACACUGCACAACCGUUUUUCUUCCUUCUCAUUUUGUUCAAUGGGAAAAACUUGAGCCACUUUUGCAGCCGAUCCUUACUUCGCCACAUUCCUCUUACUGAGCCAAAUUCUUGGGAGUCACAUCCAGAGUACAUCUAUUUUUGUGUGCUGGUGGUGCUUGGCUUUUUGGUUUUUUUUUUUUCCUUCCUGUGACAUAUGUCACUUUUUAUUCCAUUUUGAACCUGUCCUUUCGCAUUGCUGAGCAGUCCUAGAAUCACUCCAGGAAUUCAAUCAUUUCAGAGCUAUGGAAGAUGACUCAAACKCUUCAGAAACCUUUCUAUGGCUGCGCUUGGCUCAUUAAUAUAGGAGUUUAACAGCAGUAAUAUGAGGCAUUGCAUUAAUUGCUGCAUCCAUUUGUUGCCAAAUGACUUGCACAGACAGUGCUUCAGAUGCCGUGGACCUGAUCACAGCAACCAGAAGUGUCCUGUGUGCAGGGGAGAAAACAAAAUCCCUUUGUACCCCGACAGCAAGCAGAUGAAGUGGCUGGCGGUCCUGGAAGUGAGGGCUGAUCACUGUGAGAGCUGGAACGGGAUUUUCUGCCUGAGGAAGGGCAAACUCUGCAGUUUGAUGUUUGGGUUGAUCAUAAUGACCCUGGUGAUGGUAUCCUACAUGCUGACUGGAGCCAAGCACGGGCUGCUGCUGAUCCCAUCUCCCUUCCAUUACGGGGCUUUUGCCAGCAAUCCCAGCUUAAUGGACAACGAAAGCCUUAGUGACAUGAAAGACCAUUACCAGCCUUCAAAAAUUAAUAUUUCAUACGUAAAGGAUUAUCCAAGCAUUAAAUUAAUUAUUGACACCAUUACUUCGAAGAUAGAGUUUACAGUGAGGCAGCGCCCUGAUUUGGAAGAGCUGAGGAAGCAAGAGCCACACAUGUUUUCAGUAAUUCCUAACAAAUUCCUUCCAAAUAGCAAGAACCCUUGUUGGUACGAAGAGUACCGGGGCAACACAACCACGGAUCCUUAUGCAACCAACUCCUACGCACUGUACUCCAAGCGCUUUCGGAUCAUUUUUGAUUACCUCAGGAAGGUGUUUUGGAACCACUUGUACCACUACAAGGACAAACACUACCGCCUGCGCUGCCUCCCGCACUUCUACAUCAUCGGGCAGCCCAAAUGUGGCACCACGGACCUGUACGACCGCCUGCGGCUGCACCCCGACGUUCGCUUCUCMGCCAUCAAGGAGCCCCACUGGUGGACAAGGAAACGCUUUGGUGAGGAUGGGUUCCACGAGCGUUACCCGGUGGAGGAUUACCUGGACCUGUUUGACCUGGCAGCUCACCAGAUCCAGGGCGUGCUGCAGAGCGAGGCGGGGAAGGAGCGGGGCAAGAGGAACAACAUCAUCAUCGGGGAAGCCAGUGCCUCSACAAUGUGGGACAACAACGCUUGGAUUUUCUUCUAUGACAACAGCACUGAAGGAGAACCUCCCUUCUUGAUCCAGGAUUUUAUCCAUGCCUUCCAGCCCAAUGCCAAACUUAUCAUCAUGCUGAGGGACCCCGUUGAAAGUCUUCCUCCAGAAGGGGGAUAUUCAGGACUCUUGGGGCGAGGGCAGAGCCCAGGAAAAGUGAGGUUGCAGGUUGGGCUCUAUGUUGUUUAUCUCCUGGACUGGCUGACAGUUUUUAACAAAGAUCAGAUCCUCGUUCUUCGCCUGGAGGACCAUGCAUCCAACAUGAGGUACACCAUGCACAUGGUGUUCCAGUUCCUGGAUCUGGGGCCUCUGAGUGAGAAACAAGAAGCUCUGAUCACCAAGAGCCCUGCRUCGAACACGCGCCGGCCCGAGGACMGAAGCYUGGGCCCGAUGCUGCCGACCACCAAGGCGAUUUUAAGAGAUUUCUACAGGCCUUUUAAUACAAAACUGGCACAAGUCCUUUUGGAUGACGCUUUUUUAUGGAAGAGGACAUAAAACGUGUAAAUUUCGUGCCACGACUACAGUGCUCAAAGGAGUUUUUAUUUUUUUAAAUUCUAUUUUUGUGCGUGGAUAUUUACAUUUUUUGUUUUUUUUCCCGUUCCAAAGAGCAGGAUGGGUGACCUGAGAGUCUCGCCUUCAGUCAGCACACAUCUCAACAGCUCUACUCAGASCUUUUCCUUGGGAGAAUGGAAAGCAUCUUGCUUUAAUCAGUUUAUUGCAACUUCUUUCACCCCAGCCAAAGGAGUGGACAAACAUUAGGACAAAAAUGGUGUUUUACACUCUUCCAUGGGGGUGUUGAAGUUUAAAUUCUCUGAGAUGCUGCAACACAGAGUUAGCAUCACUUUCCUACAGUUACACUUAUAAUCUCAGUUUCAGCAUAUGUUAUUCACUCUUUUUUUUUUUUUUUCCAAUCAAUCAAUGUCAUUUAGCCAUUAAAAUUUUUAAUUGAAUUCAACCUAAAAUUCUGUACUUUUUUGUCAGCCUAUUUACAAAUGGUCUUCACUCACAYUGUGUUACCUUAAUUCUGAAAAAAACAUAAAGAAUAAGUGCAUUCAAUUCAACUUCCAAGUCUAAUUUCUAUCUUCAAGAUAAAUGGACUUUCCCAGCCACGCUUCUUGUAAAAGGGAAUUUUAUAAUCCAGUUAAGAACGGAUGGCUGAAAUCCAAACAGGCCAAUUUGRUGUUUAGCAUAACAAAUUCAUUGCCUUCCAUAUUUUGUUCAUGUAAGUAUGAAAAUGUACCAUUUAUUCACUUCUCUCACACAUUUUCCCAGGAAAACACUUUUAUUAAGAGUCCAUUCCUGGCCAUGGACAGCUUGAAUGGAUAUUUCUGCUAAAUUCUGCAGGAUUCCUCUUUUCCUCUGUGAAGGAAUAAGCAUUUUAAAAGCUGUAUGAAAUGUUAUUAAAAUCAUAAACAGGCAGGAUGUGCAG
This is a messenger RNA of Malurus melanocephalus (red-backed fairy wren), 3029 nucleotides long. It is a transcript of the gene CHST15, whose product is annotated as carbohydrate sulfotransferase 15. Gene Ontology annotation, molecular function: N-acetylgalactosamine 4-sulfate 6-O-sulfotransferase activity. Lineage: Eukaryota; Metazoa; Chordata; Aves; Passeriformes; Maluridae. The transcript is spliced from 7 exons. The record is from RefSeq and is a predicted model, not a curated record. Bases 524 to 2095 code for a protein of 523 amino acids. Gene Ontology annotation, biological process: hexose biosynthetic process.